Molecule: messenger RNA, 4608 nt
Organism: Xiphias gladius (swordfish)
Lineage: Eukaryota; Metazoa; Chordata; Actinopteri; Istiophoriformes; Xiphiidae
Product: A disintegrin and metalloproteinase with thrombospondin motifs 15-like
Exons: 8
Coding region: 288-3152 (954 amino acids)
Biological process (GO): proteolysis; extracellular matrix organization
Molecular function (GO): metalloendopeptidase activity; zinc ion binding
Source: RefSeq, a predicted model, not a curated record
CAUAAAGCGAGACGCAUGGCCAGUGAGCUCUCUCUUGCGCACACAGUCAGAUUUCAGGUUACAGUGCCCGUCGGUGUGUAUGCGCGACUUUAAAGCACAGCGGCUCAGAGAAGUUGGUGGCCUGAGUGGAAACGGUGCAAGAUGGGAAAGGAGCUGGACGGCAGUGCGGGUGCUUAGUUUUCUGAGGACGCACAAGCGGCGCUCCCUGCCAUUGCGCACAACUUCUUGCUGCGUGCAAAGGCGCUGCAGCCGAAUUACAGGGUGGACUUUCCUCACCAAGAGCAGAGAUGGCUACACUCACUCAGUCUUUGAUUAUUUUUAUCAAAUGCCUCCUUUAUUUCAAACUAACAUAUUGCAUGGAGGUAGAUUUCUUCACACCUGUUCGCUUGGAUCACCAAGAGGAUGAAACGCAUCUGCACCGGCGUGCGGAGCAGAUGAAUGAAAGACAGGUUGCUUUUCGACUACGUGCAUUCAAGCAGGAAUUUUACCUCCACCUCACGCCAGAUUCUAGUUUCCUUGCGCCGGGCACCUUGCCCCCUGAGAGCAGCUCCUUAGCGUCCAACGCCUCUGUAACGGCUGACCUCAGGGAAUGCUUCUACUCCGGUGAUGUCAACACAGAUCCGGACUCCUUUGCAGCGCUCAGUCUGUGUAAAGGUCUCCACGGGGGGUUCUCCUAUAACGGCAUGGAGUAUUUCAUCAGCCGGGGCGCAACUGAAGACGCGGCAGCCGCGUCUGGGUAUAGAAACUCUUUCGACAGGAUGCAUGUCAUCCGCCGCAGGAGAGGCGCUGCGCACUCAGGCGGCAACUUCACCAGCAGGUGUGGAGUUGCACCUGAUACCAGCUUCUCCAUUUCCCUGGAGAAAUACAAGUAUAUGAGUGAACUGGAUAAUGAUAGCUUAACUGAAACUGUGCUGAAAACCUUAGGGAGGUCCAAAAGGUUUGCCUCCAUCGCAAGGUUUGUGGAGGUGCUGGUGGUGGCAGAUGAAUCCAUGGCUAAAUUUCACGGAGAUGACCUGAAGCAUUACCUCCUGACCCUGAUGUCAGUAGCAGCCAGGCUAUACAAACACCCCAGCAUUUUCAACUCCAUAAACAUAGUGGUGGUGGGCUUCAUGGUGAUAAAUGAAGCCGACAAGGGACCUAAGGUUUCCAGUAAUGCGGCCCUGACCCUGCGCAACUUCUGCUCCUGGCAGAAGAAGUUGAAUAAACACAGUGACAAGCACCCUGAGUACUGGGACACUGCCAUACUGUUCACCAAACAGGAUCUCUGUGGGGCCACAACCUGUGAUACACUGGGGAUGGCUGACGUUGGGACCAUGUGUGAUCCGAAGAGGAGCUGCUCUGUCAUCGAAGACGAUGGCUUGCCCUCUGCUUUCACGACUGCCCACGAACUCGGCCACGUCUUCAACAUGCCCCAUGACAAUGUGAAAGCAUGUGAGGAGGUAUUUGGGAAACUGAAGGACAACCACAUGAUGUCUCCCACCCUGAUUCAGAUUGACAGGAGCCGACCCUGGUCUGUGUGCAGUGCAGCCAUCAUUACUGAGUUCCUGGACAGAGGUCAUGGAGACUGUCUGCUGGACCAGCCUCAGAGACAGCUGUCUCUCCCAGACAAUCUGCCUGGCUCCAGCUACAGCCUGCACCGUCAGUGUGAGCUAGCCUUUGGUCCUGGCUCCAAACCCUGCCCAUACAUGCAGUCCUGCUCUAAACUGUGGUGCACCGGGAAGGCCCGUGGACAGCUGGUCUGUCAAACCCGACACUUUCCGUGGGCGGAUGGCACCAGCUGUGGCAACGGCAAGGUCUGCUACCGAGGAGCCUGCACUGACAAGAACAGCACCAUGCAAAUCAAGGUGGAUGGCCGGUGGGGGAAGUGGGGUGAAUUUGGAGACUGUUCCCGAAGUUGCGGUGGAGGAGUUCAGCUGGCCAAGAGAGAGUGUAACAACCCUGUCCCUGAGAAUGGAGGCAAAUACUGCUAUGGCCUUCGCAUCAAAUAUCGCUCCUGUAACCUCAACCCUUGUCCUGAAACAAGUAAGAGUUUCCGUGAGGAGCAAUGUGAAGCAUUCAAUGGUUUAAACCUGAACACCAACAGGCUGGGUUCGGCUGUGGUUUGGGUUCCCAAAUAUUCAGGCAUCUCUCCCAAGGACAAAUGCAAGCUCAUUUGCCGUGCUAACGGGACUGGGUACUUCUAUGUCCUUGCUCUGAAGGUUGUGGAUGGGACGCCCUGCUCUCCUGACACCUCGGCUGUAUGUGUUCAGGGAAAAUGCAUCAAGGCUGGCUGCGAUGGCAAGCUGGACUCCAACAAGAAGUUUGACAACUGUGGUGUGUGUGGUGGGGACAACCAGGGCUGCAAGAAGGUCUCAGGAAUGUUCACCAAACCCAUCCAUGGCUACAACUUUGUGGUGAUACUGCCAGCUGGAGCCUCCAACAUUGACAUCCGUCAGCGCGGCUAUCGAGGAAUGGUCAGUGAUGAAAACUACUUAGCAGUGAAGAAUCAGAAUGGAAAGUACCUCCUAAACGGCAACUACGUGGUGUCAGCUGUGGAGCGUGACCUACUGGUGAAGGGCAGCCUGCUGCGUUACAGUGGCACCUCCACAUCUGUGGAGAUUCUGCAGGCCACCAGACCGCUGCAGGAGCCUCUGACUGUGGAGGUACUCUCUGUGGGGAAGAUGACUCCCCCCAGGGUGCGCUACUCUUUCUACAUCUCCAAGGAGAGCAAGGAGGAGAAAACCCUGCAGAAAGAGGAGAGAAGCCUCAAAACGCAUAACAGCAUCUUAGUUGAUAGCAACAAAGUAGAAGUUAAGAAGCAGGUGAUGGGUAAGAGGCCAGUUAGUCACUGGGUGACAGGAAGUUGGGAUUUAUGCACAGUGACUUGUGGCAACGGUCUUCAGAAGAGGCUGGUACAGUGCCAGAGCAUGGAGGGGCGUCCUGCAGUGGACUGUGACAGUGGUGACAGGCCUGCAGCAGUGAGAGCAUGUGGGGAUCCAUGUCCAAUGUGGGAUGUAGGUACCUGGUCUCACUGCUCCAAGUCCUGUGGAAGGGGAUUUAAAAGGCGGCCAGUGCGCUGCAUGACCAACAAUGGUAUGAAUCUGCCCAGAGACCACUGCUCUGGAAGGAGGAAGCCUCAGGAACUGGACCUCUGCAACCUAAAGCCAUGUUAGAGCAGAACAGACACAGCCCAUUGGGUGGAAAUCCUCUCAACUUCAGUCUGAGUGUAUCUGCGGGGACAUCUGUUCAAGAGAAGAAAGCCAAUGGAGACAGAGAGGGUCCUCCUCCAUUGUUUGAAAAGACAGAGAUCUGUUGACUUAAAAAAAAGUAGGAAAGCUGUCCUCUCAUAAACUGUUAAACCAUCUAUGGCAUGUUUGACUUUUGGUAAGUCUACCUCUACCUGGAAUGUUGAUGCAAUGCCUGUGCAAACUGUAGGAGAGGAGAGAGAUGCAGAGGGAGCGAUCACACACAUCUGCACACAGAUGUAAUUUCUCGGUAUAAUUACAAGCAUAGGUUAGAUUCCAAGUUAAGGAUGGAUGAAAGUUUGUGAGACUUACACUGUGCUGUUAUCAGAAGCUGAUAUCUGUGACUUGACAUUUUUCUCAUUUCACUGAGGAACCAAUCAAUAUGUGAAACACAGUACUGUAUCUGCCAUGUUCAAGACCUGAUUGGUCCGUGCAGUUCCUACAUCUUUGUUUUGUUUUUUCUUUUCUGUUUUUUCUUGAUUUGGUGCUUUUGGCUGUGGUCUGAUGUAGAAAAAUCAAACUGCCAUUCAUAGUUAGUUCAUCUUAACAAAUAGCUUUACAAGAUUUAUAUCAUUCCAAAAUGAAAAACAGUCAACAUUAUAUCCUGCACACUUGAAACAGUCUUUAUCAAUUGGAUAAUAUCAAAGAGUCCCUGAAUUUGACUAAAAAUGCCAAAAACUAAAAAUAUUUUUAAUUAGAGGAAAAUUAGUUUAGUCAAAGCUAAGAUGUUAUCUUUUUCUAUACAGUGAAUGUAGGCUGUUUGUAUAGUGCAAUUGUAAUUCAUUGUCUGUUGUCUGUUCUGUGUAAAGCAAACCAACGAAUGCUCAGCUGUAUGUUCUAUGUUGCCAAAGAGUUAUAAACUUCCACAAAGCCUUAGUACUGUGAGAGACACCUCUCUGCUUGAGCUGGACAGAAGUAUGGCUUGCUCAAAGAACCAUCGCUGCACAUUUCCCUCAUCACCUUAAAAUUAUCUUGUGACUAUGAAAAACAGUGGAGGCUGAAAAAAAAAAACAUAAAAAGAAAACAGCUGACUAAUCGAUUAGUCAGUCAACAGAAACUUAAUCUGCAACAAAACUUAUAAUCAAUAGAUGGUUUUAGUAAGUAAUGUACAUGUAAAAGUAGAUUUUUUCAAGCAAAAACUUUACUGGUUCCAGCUGUCCAAAUGCGAAGAUUUUGAUGCUUUUGUGUCUCCUCUCUGAUGGUUAAUUGAAUAUCUUUGGGUUUUCAACAGUUUGUUGGACAAAACAUGCAAUUUGCAGAUGUCGUGUUGGGGUCUUUCACUAUUUUCUAGACCAAGAAGUAUCAAAAUAUACAUAUAGAUUUCCCAAGCCACUCCUGCAGUAUAAACCACUUUACUGAGUAGCUAUAUGUUCGGUAGCCUAUA